AUGACACCAGAUCUCAACGCAGUCAGCAAGAGUGAAAGGUGGGACUAUUCUACGCCAGGCUUGAGUGGCUAUAAUAUUCCAGACAUCGUCUAUAGUCUGGUCUACCAGAUCCAAAAGCACUGUAAGGACGUCGAGCAUGUCAUCUACGGGAAGAACGCAGAUAUUGGCGACAGCUGGCUGGAGAAUCGAUAUCGAGUCUGCGCUUGCAAUGUUCCCUCACAUGCUUACACUCUCAACUUCGCCUUGAACCCGGACUGGCCACGCUUCUUCUCUUACGCACCAGAUAUCCAGAAGUACCUCUUGAAGGUAGUCGAGGUAUUCGAGUUGCGCAAGUACAUGACCUUCAAUACAGAAGUUAUUAAGGGCAUGGAGAAGUUCAAGGGCCGCAUCGUGUACACUGCAGUCUGGCCGGAAGAGUACCAAGAUGGCAAGUGGAAGAGCGACCGCGUCGCAAUCAUCGGAUCAGGCGCGUCUUCAAUUCGGACAGUGCCCAAGAUGCAGCCACAUGCUAAACAUCUCAACAUCUUUGUGCGGACCGGUGUCUAUGAAGGACAGAAUGCUGCACAAAAGAUGUUCAGGGAAAGAAUGAAGGAGUUCCUCAAAGAUGAGCGACUUUUGCAGGGCUUCACACCAAAGUUUGAAUUUGGCUGCCGCCGCAUCGCACAAAUAGAAGCCAUCCAGAAUGAAAACGUCGAUGUGCACUUCACGGCGGUUGAGGCGAUAAACGAAGACGGAGUCAUUGGCGGUGACGGCGUCAAACGCAAGGUCGAUACAAUUAUUUGCGCCACCGGCUUCGAUGUCACACACAAGCCUCGAUUCCCAGUGAUCGUUACGAACAACAUAGAUCUUUAUGAGAAAUGGAAAAAGGAGCCAGGGUCGUAA
Molecule: messenger RNA, 882 nt
Organism: Didymella exigua CBS 183.55
Lineage: Eukaryota; Fungi; Ascomycota; Dothideomycetes; Pleosporales; Didymellaceae
Exons: 5
Coding region: 1-882 (293 amino acids)
Source: RefSeq, a predicted model, not a curated record